This is a messenger RNA of Geodia barretti, 273 nucleotides long. Lineage: Eukaryota; Metazoa; Porifera; Demospongiae; Tetractinellida; Geodiidae. The record is from the annotation of a GenBank genome assembly.
AUGACCAGCUGGCAAUUGCAAGAAGCCAAGAACCGGUUCAGCGCCGUUGUCGAGGCCGCGCUCACCGGAGAGCCCCAAGAAGUCACACGCAGGGGCAAGCCGGUCGUAGUGGUACUGGCCUUUGAGGAAUACCAGAGGCUGCGCGAAGCCAAGGCCGGGGACACACCCUCAUUUGUGGACCAUCUGCUGACCAUCCCGAAGGGCACCGAAGAAGACGGCUUUGAGCUACCCGAGCGUACCAAGGACUACACGUCCAAGGCCAUAGAGAUCUGA